Gongylonema pulchrum is the source of this 534-nucleotide messenger RNA. Lineage: Eukaryota; Metazoa; Nematoda; Chromadorea; Rhabditida; Gongylonematidae. The record is from the annotation of a GenBank genome assembly.
AUGGAAGACAACGUAAAACAUAACUUCCUGGAUCCGCUCGCACAUCUUCAGCAAACCGACCUCAAGGAAGUUAAUCAUCACAGGUCAAAACUAAAGGGCCGACGUUUGGAUUACGAUUGCAAAAAGCGGAAGCAGACACGAGAUGAGGAAUUGAUUCAGGCCGAAGACAAACUGGAAGAAUCCAAGAAGCUAGCGGAGCAAGCAAUGUAUAACCUCCUCAGCAAUGAUGUUGAGCAAGUGACUCAACUCUGUGCAUUAGUCGACGCACAACUGGAUUUCCAUCGACAGACCACGCAAGUGUUGGAACAUCUCAGAACUCAGCUGAAUCAAAGAAUUGCGGAAGCGAGCAGUCGACCGCGUGCUGAGCAUGUCAUCAAACCCGUGCUGACCGAUCGGACGCCAAGUACUCGGCAUGUUUUGUUUGGUGUUUUUUCUGCUUCCUUUUUUUUUUGCAUUUACAUGCUCGCUAAGGUCCCAGUGCUAUCCUUCGUGGUCUUUGACUCAGUUUCUACGCCAUUCCUACUACUUAAAUAA